AUGCCAGAGGGUGUCCUGGUGGUCCCAAGCGCGGCCCCAGGGGAGGCGUCGGGGCCGCGGGACGUUUGGGAAAAGCUGCGGGAAUUGUCCCGGGGGUGGCUCCGGCCCGAGGUCCGCACCAAGGAGCAGAUCAUGGAGCUGCUGGUGCUCGAGCAGUUCCUGAGCAUCCUCCCCGAGCACAUCCAGAGCUGGGUGUGGGUCCGGCACCCCCAGAACUGCGCCCAGGCCGUGGCGCUGGCCGAGAGAUUCCAGCCGGGAACGGCGGAGAGCGCCGGGAUCUGGGAGGAGCAGGUGACCGUGCGGGUGAAGGUGGAGGAGGUGCCCCCCGAGGACCUGGAGGACCCCGAGGCUUUGGGGGUCCCCCCCAGCCCCCCUUUGGAGGAGGAGGAGGACUUUGGGGCCGAGGGGGAGGAGCCACAGGAAGGAGCUCCCCCCACGUCUCCUCCUCCACCCCAAGCCCCCCCUCCAGCCCCCCCCCAGGACCUCCCGGCGCCCCGGAGAGGCUCCGAGCGGCGCCGAGCCCGCCGGGACCCCCCCCCGGAGCGUCCCCACCCCUGCCCCGAGUGCGGGAAGACCUUCGGGCGCCUGACCCACCUGCGGACCCACCUGCGGACGCACACGGGGGCGAAGCCCUUCGGCUGCGGCGCCUGCGGGAAGCGCUUCGGCCACUUGUCCACGCUGACCACGCACCGGCGCCUGCACACCGGGGAGCGGCCCUACGGCUGCUCCGCCUGCGGCAAGAGCUUCACCAACCCCUCGGACCUGGGCAAGCACCGGCGCUCGCACACCGGGGAGCGGCCCUACCCCUGCCCGGCCUGCGGGAAGCGCUUCAGCCAGCAGUCCAACCUGGCCAUGCACCGGCGCAGCCACACGCAGGAGCGGCCCUACCCCUGCGCGCUCUGCGGGAAGAGCUUCAAGUACCUGGCGGACCUGACGGUGCACGGCAGGUCCCACACCGGGGAGCGGCCCUUCCCCUGCCCGGCCUGCGGGAAGAGCUUCAGCAACAAGUCGUCGCUGGCGCGGCACGGCCGGAUCCACGCCCGGGCGGCCGCCAGGGACAAGUGA
Pipra filicauda (Wire-tailed manakin) is the source of this 1065-nucleotide messenger RNA. RefSeq names its product zinc finger protein 771-like. The coding region runs from base 1 to 1065 and encodes 354 amino acids. Gene Ontology annotation, cellular component: nucleus. The record is from RefSeq and is a predicted model, not a curated record. NCBI's taxonomy places the organism in Eukaryota, Metazoa, Chordata, Aves, Passeriformes, Pipridae. Gene Ontology annotation, biological process: regulation of transcription by RNA polymerase II. Gene Ontology annotation, molecular function: DNA-binding transcription factor activity, RNA polymerase II-specific; RNA polymerase II transcription regulatory region sequence-specific DNA binding. The transcript has 4 exons.